AUGCCGAGCAAAAACGCCCGCCUGCAGCAGUGGCUCAACUACCGCGUCCGCAUUGUCCUCCAGCGCAGCAGCAGCAGCAGCAGCAGCAGCGACUCGAGCACAGCAGCAGCACCAGCAGCAACACCGCAGCAGCGGCUGCAGCGCAGCAGCAGCAGCAGCCCCAGAACCCAGCAAAAGCAACCACCACCACCUCAAAACCACCACCAUCACCAGCACCAGCAGCAGCAGCAGCAGCAGCAGCAGCAGCAGCAGCAGCAGCAGCGUGGGUGUGCGCUGCAGGACUCGCGGAUGCUGGUGGGGACUUUUCUGGCUUUUGACCGGCACAUGAAUUUGGUGUUGGCGGACGCGGAAGAAUUUCGAAAAGUGAAAAUCAAAAAGUCGGAAGCAAAAAAGACUUUUGUGGAGGAGAAGGAACUCAAAAGGACCGUCGGAUUCAUCCUCCUCAGAGGUGAAAACAUUUGCACUUUCAUAGCGGAGGCCCCCCCGCAGCAGCAGCCCAAGAGGCCCGAGGGGGCCCUCGCGGGCCCCGGCCGGGGGGCCCCCGCAGGCCGCGGGGUGGCCCCCGUGGGGGCCCCCCUGGGGGCCCCCCUGGGGGCCCCCCCGGUGGGUUUGGCGGGCCCCGUGAGGGGCGUGGGGGCCCCCGCCCCACACCAGAUGAUGGGGGGGCCCCCCAUGGGCCGGGGGGGGCCCCCCAUGGGGCCCCCCGGCAUGCAGCCCCCCAUGGGGAGCAUGCCCCCCAUGAUGAGGCCCCCGGGGCCCAUGAUGUGA
Molecule: messenger RNA, 768 nt
Organism: Eimeria tenella
Lineage: Eukaryota; Apicomplexa; Conoidasida; Eucoccidiorida; Eimeriidae
Product: small nuclear ribonucleoprotein, putative
Exons: 3
Coding region: 1-768 (255 amino acids)
Biological process (GO): mRNA splicing, via spliceosome
Cellular component (GO): cytoplasm; U4 snRNP; U2-type prespliceosome
Molecular function (GO): RNA binding
Source: RefSeq, a predicted model, not a curated record